Ooceraea biroi (clonal raider ant) is the source of this 2982-nucleotide messenger RNA. RefSeq names its product A-kinase anchor protein 14. Gene Ontology annotation, molecular function: protein kinase A regulatory subunit binding. The record is from RefSeq and is a predicted model, not a curated record. Gene Ontology annotation, cellular component: cAMP-dependent protein kinase complex. Lineage: Eukaryota; Metazoa; Arthropoda; Insecta; Hymenoptera; Formicidae.
AUGGUCACUCAGGAUCAUCGAUCCUUACCCGAUGCCGAAACGAAGUGGCCUGCGAGAUGCUCCGAUGGAAUCGGUUACCGGUACCGGCUCGGAGAGAUCGAGGAAGGGAAGUCUCGUCUGAAAAAUUCCUUUCUCCCUUUCUUUAUUCUCUCUUCGCAGGCUCUGGAAAGCUGGAUGUUCCACGUGGAGUUUGUCGCUCUCAGCAGAGAGGCGACUGCCGAAUUCUAUACGUAUCGGGUCCUCUGGAGCGUACCCACGCCGGCGUACCCGGAGCCGUAUGUCACCGUCAGCGUGUUCGUCCACGUCGCGGCGAGUCGUGUGCAGCCGCCGCAUUUUCCAGUUGACGUCUCGUACGUUUUCGAAGGGCAACAAUUUGUGCAUCGCUUGGACAUGGUUUUCAGGCCAAAGUGGCUCUACGACGUUCUCGAUAUGAAAACUAUGUUGUUCAAGACUUUUAUAUUUUGAGAGACCUUGCUCAAUUAAUUAAACUUUGCUUCAAAAUUGAAAUUAAAUACAAAAUAUACAUUCUUACACAGAAUUGUGUGAAAUUGUAAAGCAUCUUAUUACCCGGGAUUCCAAAUGUAACAAUAAAAUAAUAUUCUUUACACGUAGUUGCACGGAAUUAAAAAAUUAAUUAUUAAAAGGAUAAUUAAUAAGAAAAAUAAAAUGCUUAGGAAAAACUUUGCAUUUUGUGUGUGCAUUCGCGAGCGACAAUUCCUGCGAACGCAGAGCUCAUCCCACCGAACGGGUGCAGCUUUUCUGAAGAAAUUAAGCGUCUGCACCGUGCAAACUGUCGUAAAAGUAAGUGUCGGAUUUCCGUGGAUCGGGCACGCGCCGGCCGCAAUCUGGUCCAGCGCACCGGACGCUGGCUCGGGGUUCAGUUAAACAAUAGGAGCAGGUGAUAUCGCCGUAAGAGCGGGCACGCACCGCACAAUCGCACACCGUCAGUUCCAAUCGCACAUUUACGACUUUCGCAUUAAACCAUUAACGCCGGACGUUACAUUUACGGCGCUUUCUUGUCCACAGACGCAGGAAACAGAAACGUAUCGAGGAAAGCGUAGAGUUGCUAAUUAACAUAAUUAACACUUGUGAUUAAUUUCAAUUUUGAUUUAAUGCUUUGCAAUCCUACUUUAUUAAAAAAUUAAGUUAAGGUUGGACAUGUGGCUAUCAGUGGUGGUUGGUGGUCCCAUUCAGUCUCUCCCACGGAGUCGACGCAGCACGUAACGCCGGCCGCAGAAAGAAUCUAUUUACAAUUCCGCGGAAGACACCGAGGAGGUGCGAACCGUGCGUUGGUCCCCGGGCCUCAUUCUGUUCUCCUUUUUUUUCACGAGUUUUUAGCUUUGAGUAAUAAGACCGACGAGAGUGCGGGCGAAACAAUUUAAAAUCUGGAAAGGGCCUUUGCUUGUGCACAUGCGGCCCGAACGAUACCGGGAGGUCUCUAAAUGCCUCAGCAGGAGCCCGAAGGGACGGCGACCCACGUGUCCAGCUAUAUUGAAUUUCCGAUAUGGGUAAUCGUAACUAACAGUUUUGACUUAACUCUGUUUCAGCGGAUUAUCCCUCAGCAAAAUAUCAUCAUCCGCAUUUACAAAAAGAAAUAUUUAAAAAAUAAUGACAUGCAAGGGAGGGAUUGUUGGGUAUUAAUAAUUCUAGUAAAGGAAAGGUAAUUUAUUUAUUUUUCUGCCUACCCCAUAAUCAUCCCUUGGAACAGCCCCAAGACCGAAGAUUGCGACAUAUCCCGCCACUGACACGAUCCGUUUCGCUUGCAUGGCGCUCUCGAAAAAGUUCGACCGCCCGUCGCUUCACAAACAAUCAAUUCGACUUAUGUGGGUCAGAGGCGCGCGAUAUCGGUUUACGGCUGUCAACCGCGGUGGCAAGCAACAACCACCGCCGCCUAUUUAUACGGGCUUUUUGUCAGUCGCGCGGGGUGGUUCUGUCCUAAACAUCACAUCCGCUGGGACGCGGUCCGCUUCCUACGCGCGGCGGGUAACCCGUUGACCGGGAAGAGGAAGAAGAGGAGGAGGUAGGUGGAGGAGUUGGACCGAGAGGCACCACGGCGAAGAAAGAGGGAGAAAAAAAAAGAGCGAGGCCACGACAAGGAACCACCGCCUCGCCUUCCUCUUCGGCGGCCUCAAACAUCCGCUGCACCAGCCGCCACCAGAGAGAGCGAAGAGAGAGAGAGAGAUCGCACGUUUAUUCCUCGCCGCCUCCGAAAGAAGAACAGCUCGCGCUUCAAAGGAACCUCGCCUCCCCUUUCCCCACAUCGGAAGCGAAAGGAUGUAUCUCCCGGUUGUGUUUUUACUCGCGGUCCUCCCGAAGUCUUCGCGCCGUUUCCGGCUCUUCUCGCUGAUGUCGCGUUCCAUCCUGCGGCCGGCGGCGGUCGGGAGUUCAAUUAACUCGUGAGUAGAAACCAUGUGGCACGUCUUAAUCCAGGCUGCAGCCAGCAGAUCCAUCAAAAAGAAGAAGAAAAAAAUCGCGACUACUCGUAUAUGUAAUUCCGCGAAUAAAGGAAAAUUUUUCCCAUUUUUGCAGACAGGCGCCAGAUCUUGCCAGAUCGGGAAUUCGGCGCUCGAUCAUUGUCAUCUUUUCUCGAUUAUGCGUGUAACCGGAGGACCGUGUCGAUCGUAGCCGCGUGCCCCGAAGAGGGAAGGGUCGUGUCGCGAGGGGAUACAUCUGGACCAGGGCGCGACCGGACACGUCGGCCUUCUUGAAGACGAGGAGCGAGAAGGGGGAUGACCGGUGAACGCGCCGUGCGACACGCAUUGUGAGUGCGUACCGGGCCCACGUGCGCCAGUUCUAGCCAGCAAGAGCAGCAGCAGCAGCGGGGCAACUCGUCGAAUCACCAGCUGCCGAUUUGCCGACUCGACUCCUGGAAGCAUGGGAGUCGAUCUAAAAUUAGCGGCCCCGGCGUGGCACCCCCGCCUAGCCCUUACAUGGCCACGUCACGGGCAUGCACUCAGUUACUCGAAAAGAGCAAGACAGAAA